AGGCAGAAGUCAGGACAAACAAAGGGCUGUUUGUACAGCAUCUCCCAUCAGCCCUCCCUCCCUCUUCGCAUCCCUGCUAGCUCUAGCUCUCUCUGGGUACAUCUCAAAAGAUACAGCUGCCAAGAAAGUGGAAGGGAGUGAACCAGAAGAUAAAGCACCCUGCUGUGGGAAGCUUGGCAAAAAUGAAGAUGCUCUGGGUGCUGCUGCUGCUGAGCACCCUCCCGGGUACCCGCGCGGUGCCUUCCCUGCGCCCCUCUUGUUACAAGAGGGCCCUCAAGGACCACAGCUGCCACACCAUCCCCGAGGGCAAGGAGAACCUCCGACACGUCGAUGAAGGUCUGCAAGAUCACUUCUGGGAAGGGAAGGGCUGUGAGGUGAUCUGCUACUGCAACUUGAAUGAAUUGCUCUGCUGCCCAAAGGAUAUUUUCUUUGGACCAAAGAUAUCUUUUGUGAUCCCCUGCAACAGUCAGUGAUUCAAGUCUGCAAGUGAAGAUAACAGACAUCAUUCUACGAUCACGUAAUGAUGUUUUCAAGAGUAAAACAAAAUUACCACCAACAAAAAAAAACCGUUCCUUUCUAAUCACAAGCUACUGCCUCACUUUACACUGCAAAAAGAAUUUCCCUUCUAUGCCUUUAUGGAAUAUCAAAUACCUAAGUUUUCUUUUCAAAUCUGGUAGCUGACCUCAUUUCCAUAAAGCCAUUUCCAUGGUUUAACAGACUGUACAAGCUCUUAACGUAUCCUAAUAUUGCAUAUCCCAGCAGAAAGCAUAACUCUUCUUACUCAGCAUAAUAUCUUCAGUCUGGACAAAGAAACUUCAAGCCUAAGCCUUCAUGUUGUUAGGAACAUGACUCUCAGAGCAACUUAUGGCAGUGCAGCUUCCUUUUCCAUUAUUGCCAUCACACUUUUAAUGUAAUUUUAAGCUCUAGCCACUCAAUCCCUGGCACUUCUGAAGAGAGGCUCUCAUAUUCUGUUUAGGCAUCUUAAACUAUAUGCACAUACAAGAGGCCUGUAUUUCCAUAUUUGAAAGCAUUUCUCUGGAAUAAAACAAUAUUAAAAAUUGAUAUUAAGAGUACUAAAGCACAUUUGGGUCUUAAGUCUAACUGGUCACCCGCCUUGAGUAUGCAAUCUCUAAACUUUAAAUUGCUUAAUCUUAGCAGUGAACAUUUAAACAUAUUAGAACAACAGAUUCUUAAUUCAAGUUUUGAAAUACAGUACUCCAAAGUAAGUUAAAAUGCUGGCUUUUUUAGGCUAGUCCUCUAAGGCAAUAGCUACAGAAAACACAGAGAUAAUCAUCUUCAUAUUUAAGAGGUAUUGUGAUCUAUGAGAUAGACACAGAGACAUAAAUUUUGACCAUCUUUCUGUUAUGUGGCAAUCUGUAUUGGCAGGUUUUGAGAGGUGACCACAUAAUUUUAAGCAGAGUCACCUGAACAAGCCAGGCUUACAGGCAGCAAGCAUGACUUGCUGCUUUACACAUAUAAACUCUUCAGCUAUCAUGCCAGUCACAUGAAAAGUGUGCAGUACUGAAGGAACUGUGCAGUCUUCUCUACUCAAAAAAAUGCACUGUUCACCUAAUAAUCUUACACACUGGCCCAAACUGCUAGUACCAGCUUACCAUGCUUCCUUCAUGUGUCAGUAUGAAAUAUCACCAUGACUGUUCUUCUUGUUAGUAAACCAGGGUUGGAUACUGGAUGAGGUGGUGAUUAUACACAGCCAAUAAUAAAUGUUUCAAGUAAAUUUUUUAAA
This is a messenger RNA of Passer domesticus (house sparrow), 1744 nucleotides long. RefSeq names its product stimulator of chondrogenesis 1 (gene SCRG1). NCBI's taxonomy places the organism in Eukaryota, Metazoa, Chordata, Aves, Passeriformes, Passeridae. Gene Ontology annotation, cellular component: neuron projection terminus; Golgi apparatus. The record is from RefSeq and is a predicted model, not a curated record. Bases 183 to 473 code for a protein of 96 amino acids. The transcript is spliced from 3 exons.